AUGGCAGUGAGCUCCGGCAGCAUCUCAUCCUUUUCCAGUGAUCCUUCGCAGAGUAUUAACCGUUUGAUGUUGAUCCAGUCACUAUCAGAUUUCAAGAAAGCGAUCAAAAAGGAGAAAGUUGACAUCAAACGAGUAAAUGACGACAACACAUCUCUUCUCCACUGGUAUUGCUCGUCAGGAAGGCAAGAUAUUGUUGAUUAUCUUCUUCAAGUGGGCGUACCAAUCACUACAAACAAAACCAAUCACCAGAUUCCAUUACAUUGUACAGUCGAUUGCAAUGACAAGAUGGAGGAUACAAAGAGAGAGAAUAUUAUACUGUCGCUGGUUGCUGCUGGAGUAGAAGUGGAUCAACAAGAUGUGAAUGGUUGGACAGCUUUAAAGCUCGCCUGUCGUUUUGGAUUGUAUGAGUGUGUCUACUAUUUACUUAGCAAUAGAGCAGAUGCUGAAAAGUAA
Messenger RNA from Corticium candelabrum, 453 nucleotides. Its product is annotated as 26S proteasome non-ATPase regulatory subunit 10-like. Bases 1 to 453 code for a protein of 150 amino acids. Lineage: Eukaryota; Metazoa; Porifera; Homoscleromorpha; Homosclerophorida; Plakinidae. The transcript has a single exon. Gene Ontology annotation, molecular function: protein binding. The record is from RefSeq and is a predicted model, not a curated record.